This is a messenger RNA of Aspergillus pseudoviridinutans, 957 nucleotides long. RefSeq lists its product as uncharacterized. The transcript is spliced from 2 exons. Bases 1 to 957 code for a protein of 318 amino acids. The record is from RefSeq and is a predicted model, not a curated record. Lineage: Eukaryota; Fungi; Ascomycota; Eurotiomycetes; Eurotiales; Aspergillaceae.
AUGGCCGGAAUCACAGAGUGCUUCAAGAAAGUUAUCCCAGACUUGCCGGCGCAAGUGACAGAGUCGUUGAUCUGCAGGAUGUCUGGAGAGUCUAGCAAUCCAUUACCUGCCGUACACAAGUGUUUAAAGGAACUUCUUGCCAGCGAUGAUCCUUCAAGAUUCCUUGGGGGCAUUGGUUUGCGCUUGUGCUUCGUACGACCACCUACAAACUACGCUGCAUAUUUGGAUCCUUACGACUUAGUUGAAAUCAUCCACCAGGCUAUCAAAGGGGAAAUCACCGAUGGGCUCUCUGUUACAACCGUUCUUUGCGAGCUUGCCUCUUAUGUUGUGGAAAAGCCGGGUCUCGCCUCGAGAGAUUCUGUGGAGUUAGUUAAAAUGUGUCUUAAAGAGACUGAUAUUGCCAACGCAGAUUUGGCUCUUCGCGAAACUGGGGCGAUCCAAAUUAUCCACACAUAUGCCGAUCGAAGGAUCGUGCAUGCUGCUGGUCACGAAGCGGCUUUGAUCUGGACCGUCCCGGGCCAAGUCCUUGUCCCCCUGUUCUUAAAGGACAUACAUGUGAUGACUGAGAGGAUCAACCGUGUUAGAAACAGGGAUUCUGUCAGUCGUAUGCGGAAACUGAACGCAGUACUCCAUUUGCAGCGAGUACUCCGGGAAAUUGCAAAGGAAUGGACAAAUUGCAACUCAGAUAACGAUACAACCAUCCCUCAGCAUUGGGAUCUAUACGAUCUAGUGGGUAUGUCGAUGAUGCUGGAAGACCGUCUACAAAGGAACCGGGAUACCUCUGAACGCUGUCUCGGGUUGCUGAGCAUUGGUAUGGACAAGGUCAGGCGUGACAUCAAGGACGAUGUGAAAGCUGCUGCAUUAUAUGGUAAACUGAGUCCUCAGGCGCUGCGCAGUCCAAAUUUUGGUAUCCAACUGCGAGUAUUGGAAGAAUAUAUCAUGUAUCUCGAACAGUAA